AGCAUCAAGCUAACUGCAUGUUGUAUUAACCUUUCCCCCACAGAGAGUAGAGGUUUGGGGCCUGGCGAAGCCCCCUCUGAAAGACAGGUGGACGCGGAUGAUGAGGCGGUGGCCGCAGACCCCCUUUUGCACAUGGAGGCCAGGAAGGGCCACUGUGACACAGCCCGCCAGCUCCUUGCCCAGGACCCAGAGGCCCUCAACAGCCAGGACGCCAGUGGCCGGACGCCCCUUUUCUGGGCCACGGAGUACAGACACGAGAGCCUGGUGGAGCUCCUGCUGGCCCACGGAGCAGACCCAGCUGUGCGGGAUCACGAAGGGAACCUCUGUCUGCACUGGGCGGUGUAUGUUGGCAGCCCCUCCAUCGCCAGAAUGCUGCUGGAUGCCGGCUCUGAUGUGGAUGCGCUGAAUGGCCAAGGCGACUCUCCCCUGCACCUGGCGGCCCAGGAGAGGCGCUACGAAUGUCUCGUCUUGCUUCUCGCCCACGGCGCCAAAGUCUCCCUGAAGAACAGAGCCGGCCAAGUGGCUCUGCAGUGCUGCAAGCCCAGCUCCCCUUCCUGGCGGGCCCUGGAGGCCGCCUCUGCGCGGCCCCCCCACCCGACGGAGAGGCUCCUCUGCAGAGACAUCUCCCGGGGCUUUGAGCAAGUCCCCAUCCCUUGCGUCAACGGGGUGGACGAGGAGCCGGCCCCCGGAGCCUUCCUCUACGUCACGCAGAACUUUGUGUCGGACUCUGCGGUGCUUCCAGCGACGGGCUGGGGCAGAAGUCAGCACUGCGAGUGCGCCAGUUCCUGCUCUGCGCCCACCUGCCCGUGUGUCGAGCGCAGCCUGCGCUCCUGGUACACUCCGGAUGGCCGGCUGGCGCCAGACGCGGCCGGCAGCAGAGCCGAGGCGGGCCCCAUCUACGAGUGCCACAUGCUUUGCUCCUGCGCCAGCUCCUGCCCCAACCGGGUGGCGCAGAGGGGCCUCAGGACGCAGCUGCAGCUGUACCGGGUGCCAGGCAAGGGCUGGGCAGUGCGCACGAUGCAGGAGGUGCCCCGAGGAGCCUUCCUUUGCCAGUACUUUGGGGAGCUGAUUUCCAGCGCCGAGGCUGCCCAGCGAGAGGACGCCGCCUAUUCCUUUGUGGUGGACAUGCAGGCGGGCCCCGAGUGCUGCCUGGACGGGCGCUUCUACGGCAGCGUGGGCCGCUUCCUGAACCAUUCGUGCCAGCCCAACCUGGUGGCUCUGCCGGUGGUCGUGGGGCACGAGAUCCCCGGCAUCGCCUUCUUCAGCGCCCGGGCCAUCCAGGCGGGCGAAGAGCUGGCGUUCGAUUACGGCGAGCGCUUCUGGGAGGCGAAGGGCCGCCGCUGGGCUUGCUUGUGCAAGUCGCCCGGCUGCAGAUACCGGCCGUCGAGGGAAGGGCCAACGGCAGACGACGCUGCCGCCGCCGCAGGAGACCCCGGCCUGGGCACUUCCACGUCCUACCCGCUACGCGGCUUCUCGCGCAAAUCCGCGCGGAGCAGCCCGCUGAAGACGGCCCCGCGCCGCUCCGCGCGGUCCCGACGGCGCCCCCUGCGCUAGCCCGCGGCCCCAGCUCCUGUCUUGAUCCCUCCCAAUAAAGAGCCGAAGCCA
This is a messenger RNA of Podarcis muralis (Common wall lizard), 1605 nucleotides long. Its product is annotated as histone-lysine N-methyltransferase EHMT2-like. Gene Ontology annotation, biological process: peptidyl-lysine dimethylation; negative regulation of transcription by RNA polymerase II. The record is from RefSeq and is a predicted model, not a curated record. Gene Ontology annotation, molecular function: histone H3K9 methyltransferase activity; p53 binding. Gene Ontology annotation, cellular component: chromatin; nucleus. Lineage: Eukaryota; Metazoa; Chordata; Lepidosauria; Squamata; Lacertidae.